Molecule: messenger RNA, 3204 nt
Organism: Closterium sp. Yama58-4
Lineage: Eukaryota; Viridiplantae; Streptophyta; Zygnematophyceae; Desmidiales; Closteriaceae
Source: the annotation of a GenBank genome assembly
AUGAUGGGGAUCGACCAUGUGGUGGUGGAUGUGUUGGAGGCGCCGGAGGCUACUGCCGACGGACAGGAUUGCCACUCAGCGUCGUCGGACGAUUGGCGGCGCGCGUUGGCGCGGGUGGUGCCGGCGGUGGUGGUGCUGCGCGUGACGGCUGUGCGCGACUUUGACACCGAGGUUACCAACUCCUCGCACGCCACUGGCUUCGUUGUCGACCGCCGCCGCGGCAUCAUCCUCACCAACCGCCACUUCGUCAAACCCGUGGUGGCGGAGGCGAUGUUUGUGAACCGCGAGGAGGUGCCCGUGCACGCGGUGUACCGCGAACCCGUGCACGACUUCGGCUUUUUUCACUUCGACCCCGCCGCCGUGCGCUUCCUCGAUUACCACGCCGUCCUGCUCGCGCCCGAAGCCGCCGCCGUGGGGCUCGAGAUCCGCGUUGUGGGUAACGACAGCGGCGAGAAGGUGUCCAUUCUCGCCGGGACCAUCGCGCGCUUGGACCGCGACGCGCCCGUGUACGGCGCGCUCGCGUAUAACGACUUUAAUAUGUUCUACCUGCAAGCCGCGUCGGGGAAAAAGGGCGGGUCGAGCGGGUCGCCCGUGAUCGACUCGCGCGGGCGCGCAGUGGCGCUGAAUGCGGGCAGCAAGUCUUUGAGCGCGAGCGCGUUUUACCUCCCGCUCAACCGCGUGGUGCGCGCGCUGAGCGCCGUGCAGGCGUGCUUCAAGGAGAAGGAGGGCGGCGGGUUCGUCGCGCACAGGUGGUGCCCGCCCGCCAUCACUCGCGGCACCCUGCAGGUGACGUUCCGCCACAAGGGGUUUGAGGAGACGCGCCGGCUGGGGCUGCGCGACAAGACGGAGGCGGAGGUGAGGCAUGGCACACUGGAGGUCGGGGACGUCUUCGUGCGCGUCAACGGCAAGGUGCUCACGCAGUUCCUAGCAUUGGAGACCAUUCUGGACGACACAGUGGGCAGCACCGUGACGCUGGACGCGGAGCGCGGAGGCACGCCACUCUCCCUCACUCUCUCCGUGAACGACCUGCACGCCAUCACGCCCCACCGCUUCCUUGAGCUCUCAGGCGGCGUGCUGCACGUGCUCUCCUACCAGCAGGCGCGCAACUUCCGCUUCCCCUGCGGCCUCGUCUACGUCACAGAGCCUGGCUACAUGCUGUCGCGCGCGGGCGUGCUGCAUUACGAGAUCAUUCAGAAGCUUAACCAGGACGUGCCGGAUUUAGACGCCUUCAUUCGCGUGUUUGUGCGCCUGCAGGCGGGGGCACGUGUGCCGAUACAGUAUGUGACGGUGGACGAGAGGCACCAGCCGAAGCAGGCCCUGCCUCACUUUACCUCUCCUCAACGCUUUCCAUCCCCCCCUCUUCCCUCAUCUCUCCCCUCCGUAUUCCUCCCCUCCCAACACCCCGUCCCCCUCUCCUUCCUCCCCAUCCAUCCUCGCCACCCCGUCCCUCGUCAUUUCUCUCCUCUCCACCACCCCUCCCUGCCCCGCUUCUGCAGGUGCACGUGCCAUUGGCAGGGGAAGCACUUCUACAGCACUGCAAUUGUGGUGCACCACACGCCACACCUGGGGCUCAUUGCCGUGGAUCGCAACACCGUAGCCGCCUCCGUCGCAGACAUCAUGAUCUCCUUCUGCGCCUACCCCGUUGAGGUCUCCGCCCAGGUGGUGUUCCUGCACCCCAUGCACAACAUUGCCUUUGUGGCCUACGACCCGGCAGCGCUGGGCGCAGCAGCAGCGGCGGCUGUACAGCCCGCCGCACUCAAGCCCACCCCUGCGCUGCGCCGGGGGGGCCGUGUGCACCUCGUGGCACUCAGUGGGGAGAACCAGGCUGUCAUGUCGCGCAAGUCAGUUGUCACCAACCCCACCGCCACGCUCACUGUCGGCACGUCGGACUGCCCGCGAUACUGUGCCGUCAACAUGGAUGUCGUGGAGCUUGACACGGUCUUCGGCCGGGCCUUCCCAGGCGUGCUGGCAGACGAAUCAGGCGCUGUGAGAGCGCUCUGGAGCUCCUUCUCCUCCACCCGAUUGGAUGGCGAAACUACGGAAUUUACACGUGGUGUGCCCAUCGCCUUCAUCUCCUCCCUCCUCAACCGCAUCCUCCAAGCACCCCCCUCCGCGCCCCUCCGGCCCCACCCGCCCACCACUCCCACCCUCCCUGCCGUGCCGCACGUCGAAAGCAACGGGCAUGCAAAAGAAGCAGGCGAGGGGAGAAGGAAGGCAGGGGCGGAGGAGCUGUGGGAGAUGCCGCAGGUGCGAGUGCUAGAGGCGAAGCUGGUCCCCAUGCUGCUCUCCAAAGCCAGGAGCUAUGGCCUCUCAGACCGCUGGGUGCAUGUGCUGGCUCGUGCUGACCCCGUGCGGCGCCAGGUGCUGCGUGUGAAGGGGACGCUAGCAGGGUCCGCUGUGGCAGGCGCGCUGCAGCAGGAUGAUAUGCUGCUCGCUGUGGAUGGCCGCCCCGUCACGUGCUUUGCUGAUGUGGAAGCGGCCUGCUGUGAGCUGGAUACAGGCGCAGUGUUUAAGCACUUCAAGCUCAUCAAGCAGGAGGAGGGCAAGGCACAGCAGUACGAGUGCAAUAACUGCCCCCUUGUCUUCUCUGGUGCCGCCAUUUGUUGCGCUCAACACCUAACGUCAUGGAAGAACAUGAAGCGCCGGGAGGUGACACUUUGCAAGAACGCCCCGGCUGAUGUUCGCCUCGCGAUGAAGUCCAAGUACGAGAAGCAGGCCGCAGAUGCUGAGGAGAGGCAGGGAUCGACUGAGGCUGCGAUUGCCUCGGUGAAACCAGGUGGAAAGCACUCCCGCAUAACCGACUAUCUCGACGGCGACGCUGCAGCGGCAAAACGUGAAGCACAUCAGUCGCUUGCGCUGAUGUCUGCGGGAUGUCACAUCUUGGAGCAGAUCGUCGACCAUCCUCUCUUCAUCAAUGCCAUCAAAGACGUCUCCCACGCCAGCUUCGGCUAUGUUCCACCAGGCCGGAAGUACAUCGGCGGUAGCGGUUUGCAAACAUGCCGCCGUGGCAUCGAAAGCGGGUUGGUGGGCAUCAAAGCAAGCUGGAAAAAGGUUGGAGUAACCGUCGUGUUCGACAUGAUGACGGACAGAAACGGGAGGCCGCAGGUGAAUGUCUUCCUCGUUAACGACGCGGGCGUAGUGAUGCAUGUGUGCGUAGAAUGCAACAUGGAGAAGAAGAUAGGGGGUAUAUUGCGGGGUUACUAA